AUGGAUCUUCGUUCGGUACUCAACACGUCUGAUAAUGGCGAACGUGGCCCGCCAAAGGCGCCCCCUACUCCUCAGCAGCAACAUCAAAGUCGGCCAGCGCAAAGUCCUGCCCGAUACGGAUAUCACGAUUAUAAUCAACAGCCGCCUCAUCCGUCUCCCGGAAAACCCAUCACCCAAGAUUAUCCUCGACACCCUCAGCAGCAGCCACCUCCAAACGCUUAUCCCCCUCCGUCACCUUAUCAGAAUCCAGCGGCACAAUACCCACCGCGUGUCUCGCAACCUCUUCCUCCCCAUCGCGCAGGCUCCUUUCAUGAUGCGCGGUCUCCUGGAGGCAUAAACGCGCCAGCACAAUCGCCGUACCGACCUACACCGACUCCGACAAAUGCACCGGCAGGCUCAGCCGGAUACCCAUUCCCUCCCACGCCAGUGGCCCAAGAGAUGCCAAGUCCCGGUCAGCGGCACCAUUAUCCUCCUGGCCACUAUGCUCAACAACCACAACCACAAAGCCAGGAUACCUUUGCACAGAGGGAUGGUGCACAUUCGUCCGGAGGUUAUGUGCAACAACAUCAAGUCCCACAAACACCCCCAAUCAGCACAGCUGCGGGUCCGUCACAGCAGUAUUUACACCAACGAUCACAGUCUACUCACUCAACGCCAACGCCGACCUCUGCGCAUAGUCAACAACAUUUCGGCCCUCCACAUGCUCAUGGGAGUCCUGUCCAGGCUUCUCGUCAAAAUUCCGAGUAUAGACAACCAUCACAGCCUCCUACACCCCUCGGGCCGCCUCAGAGCGGUGGUGCUCGCCCUGCUCCUGGGCCACCCGCGAGUUUUACGCAGCCCCCGAGCCCAUACCAGCAAAGGGUUACGGCAAUAGGGAACGGUCCUCAACCUCAGUCACCAGCUCUUACAAACACAGCAUUACGUCGCGUGUCUGGCCCUAGCCACCAAGAAUCUCCCGUAACUGAACCUCACCAGCGCUCGAAGUCCCUUCAUUCCCGAGAGCAUAGUCUGUCAGUCAGCCCUCGAACACGAGUAGCAUCUAUCGCCAGCAAUUCAGACCGAGUUAUGGCGUCUCCAGUCGAUAUAGAGAGAAAAUCGCUUCCUGUAGCCCAAACGGUUGCUAUAGAACCAGAGCGCGCGGUUACACCUGCAAAACGCAAACUAGAUGACCGGAAUCUCAGCCCCAAGGAACUAGAACACAAAGAAACCAGGCCACCACCAGGUGACCUAAAUGGCACACAUAGCAGCACUAAACAACCCUCGUCAUCCCCAGCGGCAGCUAAGAAAAGGCGUGCCCAUCGAGCGCAGCCUCCUAUUUGGGCCCAGAGCGCCUAUUCACUGGGAAACAAGAUGCCAAAUCACGGCAAUUUUGUCCUUCAAAAACGUGUACACUCUCACAUAAACGGAAAAGCUGAAGGCGGGAGUAAGACAGAUAGAUCAAGUCGGCAUGCCUCGCCCGACGCUCCACGUACAUCGCUGUCUACGGCGUCAAAAUCGGCUCCGCCGGUCGCGGAACCUGGACCUCAAGACAUUCUAGGACCUUGGGAAGCCAGUAUAACCGGUGUCAAGCCAUAUGAGGAAUUGUCGAAAACAGUAGCUGACUUCAUCUUCAUCCAUGUGGUGAAUAACCCGGAUAUCAAGGAGAUAACAAGCCGGGGCAUUCAAUUUGAGAUUGAAGCCAAGCUAGGUACACUGAUUGACAAGGACACGAACUACCGCGUGGAUCGAUUGCUAGACACGGAAUGCGUCCUUCAUGACACUGGUCGAGUUGCAUUCAAAAGCAGCAUGACAGAGGUACACCACAAGGCAUUCAAUGACUUCUUGAAUCACAUAGUCAUUCAAACUGAUCCUCGGGCACCCAAUGGAGCUGGUCGUGUUCAAGUUCACUACAAGCAUAGACGUGAGCUUGACCGAUAUUUUGAAUUGCCCCCGGAUUUGCAGAGCCGCCUUCCUGGAUGCGUGAGGUCUAGGCUGGGAUCUCGUGUGAGAAACGUCAAGGCCAGAGUAACAUAUGAUCAGAAGACGGGCCAGGUCCUCAACAAAAUCAUCAAAGCCAGAGUAGCUGACAUUGACAUUCACAUGCCGACAAGCCCUAUGGACUGUCGACUCAGCAUCAAUCUUGAAAUGAAUUGGGAUGGUCCCUUGGAGGAGUUAGAGCAGCUAGGGCCAGCUCAGACAGGCGGGACAUCGGACAGGCAGAAGGACCGGCUCAGCUAUACUCAAGGGCAUUAUCAAAUUGACCUGACGCAAGUCACAUUGUCACCAUCAGUUCCAUCUAAUACCCAGAAGAUUGAAAAAGAACACGAGCUCGAAAUCGAACUGGCUUCCGCGAUGGUGCUCGAUCAAGGUGCAAAGGCCAUGAGCGGAGCGCCUCACCGCUACCAGGAGCUUAUUGAAGGCUUCCUGGACAACUACGCCAAUACAGGCAAUGAUGCCAAUGACUUUCGCACCAUCUCUCUUAGUAGAACCAUAAGCUCACCGAUUGAAGCAGUGUGGGCUGCCUGUACUAAGCCUGAUCUCAUCACCGAAUGGUUUGCGCCUGUGACGGGGACCUUCGAGGUGGAUGGGCAAUACCAGGUCAAGGGCAAUGCUAGAGGGACCAUUGUUGAUUGCGAGCCAUCCAGUGGAUUUACCUUGACAUGGGAAUUUGGUCAAGAAAUAAGUCACGUUCGCGUCAGCUUGAAGAGCUCGAACAAUCCUUCAACAACAACAAGAACAACAAUUCGUCUGGAUCAUGCAUUUGCCAUCAACGAUCACUGGAGGCAGUACGGCCCUGGUGCAGGAGGUGUCGGAUGGGACAUGGCAUUUCUAGGUCUCAAAUCACAUCUUGCUGGAGAUUUUGUUCCAAAAGAUGAAACCUGGUGGUCAGUUGAUGAAGCCGCAAUUUCGUUCCUUAAAGGCAGUAGUGAGGCAUGGGGCCGAGCAGCUAUCUCUGCUGGUGAGGAUGAAGAAUGGGCGAACAAGGCAAGGGAGCAAACAACAAAGUUUUAUGCCCCUUCCGCUGUAGAACCUUAA
Messenger RNA from Pochonia chlamydosporia 170, 3015 nucleotides. RefSeq names its product mRNA capping nucleoside-triphosphatase. Lineage: Eukaryota; Fungi; Ascomycota; Sordariomycetes; Hypocreales; Clavicipitaceae. The transcript is spliced from 4 exons. Gene Ontology annotation, cellular component: mRNA capping enzyme complex. Gene Ontology annotation, molecular function: polynucleotide 5'-phosphatase activity. Gene Ontology annotation, biological process: 7-methylguanosine mRNA capping; polynucleotide 5' dephosphorylation. The record is from RefSeq and is a predicted model, not a curated record. Bases 1 to 3015 code for a protein of 1004 amino acids.